AUGUCAACUGAGGAGAGUGAUUUUACAAACAGUACCUCCCCAGGAUCGUUUAAAAGCGUAUAUGAGAACGAUGUGAAGGCCUCUCAAGAGAAAGAAGCAGUUCAAGAAUUAGAACUUAAGAAAAAAAGAUAUGAAUUAAAAAUAAAACAGUUAGAAGCAGAUAUUUCAAAUGCAAAUGCAGAAAGUUUUUCAAGAGAUCAGCUACCAUCUGUAAAAAGUGAAUUAGAAAAGAGUUGCAAUCAAUUAUUUUUACAACGAACUAAUGCAUUAACACUUAAACUCGAACAAGCAAAGGCAGAGAGAUUAAAUCUCGAAAAACAAGUUAAGAGCUUACAAAAAACACUCGAAAAUGAGCGUCGUCUUACUAAACAAUUGGCUGAUGAAAGAGAAUCACAUAAACCUCCUAGACCGCCACCUUUUCCAGAGAUUACACUUCCUGAUUUAUCAUUAUUACGUGAUAAUUAUGCAUUAAUAUACAGAAAACGUGCUCUUGAAGAAGAAAUUCGUGAUGCAGAGCGCCAAUUAUCAGUUAGAAGGCAAGCAAUUGCUGAAAACGAGGGUAAACUUACGAAGUUAAUUAAAGAUAGCAAAGAGGCAACAGCUCAAAGCGAAGCACAAAUCAGACAAGAAACAUUAGAUUUAGCCCAACUUGAAGAGAUGAGAAACAGCCUUAGGGAGCGUCUCGAAUCCAAUAAGCAGAGGCAGAAACAGCUAGAAAAUGAGAAGAGAAUGCUUGCUGCCCAAAUCGAAGCUGCAGAAGCAGAACAAAGAGCAAAAAUUGAUGAAAUCAACAGAAAUUUCCUUGCAGCGCAAAGAGAAUUCGAUGAAGCACGUGCAAGAAAGAAAGCAGAGAUCAGAGAACUUACGAAGAAACUUCAUGAAAACGAAGAACUUAAUCGCGCAAAGAUACAAGAAAAAGAGAGAUUAAUUCUUGAAAUGAACGCAGCGAUUGAGAAGAGAAAUAUUGAAAAAAGACAGAGAGAAGAGGAAAAAAGGAAGCAGCAGCAAAGAAAGAGAAUGGAACAAAGACAAAAGAAUGGAUCACCACAGUCUGGUCCAACACCUGCUGUCUUGCAACUGCAGCAGGAAAUCGCAGAUCUUGAGAAUCAAAAGGCGGAAUUAAUGCGGAAAAGUCAGGAUUUGAUCCGAAAAAUGACUUCAAAUGAAAAGAAACUUGAGGCUACAAAGGCAAAGAUAGAGAGAAAAUUGGCUGAAAGCGAAAGACAGCUAAAGAGAAUGAAGGCUGAGAGAGCUAGCCCUGGUUCUCAGUCUACACCUAUAAAGAAUACACUUGUUGCAGAUGAUUUUGUUGAGUAA
Messenger RNA from Trichomonas vaginalis G3, 1317 nucleotides. RefSeq lists its product as uncharacterized. The transcript has a single exon. The coding region runs from base 1 to 1317 and encodes 438 amino acids. Lineage: Eukaryota; Parabasalia; Trichomonadida; Trichomonadidae. The record is from RefSeq and is a predicted model, not a curated record.